AUGAGCACCAGCGAGCUGCGAAGAGCAGCCCGAAUCAUCCUCAUCGGAGCACCGGGAGUUGGAAAAGGCACACAAACGACCCGCAUGCUCAAGCGCUUCCCACAAUUAUCUUCAAUCAGUUCCGGCGAUCUUUUGCGCGACAAUGUACGAAAUCGGACACCGCUGGGUAUCCAGGCAGAGGCACUUAUGGCGCGCGGCGCUCUCGUGCCAGACAGCAUGAUUCUACGCCUGAUCCGCAACGCCCUGACAACUCGAGGCUGCGGUUAUAUCACAAUCCCACCUUCUUUGGAAUCCGAAUACCAAUACAGCGAACAUCCUGAUGCCAGCUUCAUCCUUGACGGAUUUCCCCGCAAUGCGCCGCAAGCUACACAGCUCGAGGAACUCAUUCCCGUUAAUCUUGCAAUUCAUGUUCAUACACCGUUUGAGAUCAUACAGGAGCGCAUGUCAAAUCGCUGGGUACACCCAGCCAGCGGACGCAUCUAUAACACCACAUACAACGCGCCAAAGAUCGCGGGUAAAGACGAUGUCACUGGAGAGCCGUUGGUGCAACGGGCGGACGACAAGCCCGAAGUCUGGCAGGCGCGGCUGAAGACAUUCGAGGAUAGCAGUCGCGAUCUCUUGGAAUACUAUGCUCGGAAAGGAGUGCUGUGGAAGGUUGAGGGCGAGAGCAGCAAUGAGAUUACCCCGAGGAUAUUCGAAGAGUUCGAAAAGAGGUUUGGUGCAUGA
Molecule: messenger RNA, 726 nt
Organism: Dissoconium aciculare CBS 342.82
Lineage: Eukaryota; Fungi; Ascomycota; Dothideomycetes; Mycosphaerellales; Dissoconiaceae
Product: adenylate kinase
Exons: 3
Coding region: 1-726 (241 amino acids)
Biological process (GO): nucleobase-containing compound metabolic process
Cellular component (GO): mitochondrion; cytoplasm
Molecular function (GO): ATP binding; AMP kinase activity
Source: RefSeq, a predicted model, not a curated record